Molecule: messenger RNA, 1366 nt
Organism: Periconia digitata
Lineage: Eukaryota; Fungi; Ascomycota; Dothideomycetes; Pleosporales; Periconiaceae
Source: the annotation of a GenBank genome assembly
GCCAGAUUCUUGAUUACUAUAAUAUCCGGACGUAAAGAAAAACCAUCGAUUCUAAGAUAUUAUGUUUCAUUUUCGUCCCAACACCGUUUAUUAUUGGCUGAGAUACGUUGCUUGUUCCCUCUUCUGACCUCUUUUUCUCUGGCCUUCUUCCACCUGUCUUUCGGAACUCUGUCAGCGACAUCUACCUUUUGCACAUUCUUGCGCUUCCGACCUCGUUGUCAUUUGCCUUUAGCCUUUCUAACAGCUUAUUUCUAAUCGUGCUUCUCCUAAGUCUCUUUAAAGUCUUCAGAGCUCAUAAACCCUGCUGUACCCUAUAACCACAGGCUUCGUAAAAUUUGGAAUUUACACUGUCAUACCAUUUGGCUCCACUGGAAGUCGCCAUUCUUUUAUAUCAAUAAUCUGCAUUUGUUUCAUCCGAGACCAUCCGCUUUCGUCUUUGAAGAUGAUGAAUGGAGCCGAUUCUGAGAACGAAUACUAUGUAGAAGUUAAGAAGAAGCUUAUUUUUGUCACUAUACCACACCCGCGACGUCGCACUGCAUUAAGUGACGAGAGUAAUAACAGCCAAGAUAAGUCCUCUAGAAAGAAGCCGACCAACGACCUAGAAGCCUACGAAAACGUACUAGUAUCAAAAGCUUCUAUCGAACUAGCAGACGAAUAUCAGGUGCAAGCUGAAGUACGCGAUCAAAACAAUUAUAAUAUGCUCUUUAAUGGUGACUUUACGGGUUACGGACUUCAAGAGGUUAUCGAAAACCAGCUCUCAGCCAUUAACUCUUGCAUGAUCAAGAGACCUAAACCGAAAGUCAUUGAGCUCUGGAUUCGACUUAGCGCCUUUGCGCACUGGGCCACGGAUCGCGACCUGACCCAUUGGAUGAUGAUAGAUGAUUCACGACGCUGGAGUGACACAGUGGCUAUGAUUGGAUAUGCUACGAUUUCAACGUUGAAUACGCUAGAUCGUGCGGGGCUCCUACAGAAGGACUCACCGAUCAAGGAUCUAGGCUUUGUCCUGGCGCUUCUAGGUGAUUUUUCAACCAAGUGCUUUGACGUGGCUGGCGGAAUACCGUGGAUUUCUAAACGGUGCGAAGUCUGCUGGCCGUGGAAGAUCGUACAUUAUGCAAAGAUGAACGGCAUCCCAAUCCACGGCGUUCGCGACAUAGAGGAAAAGUUUGUCAAGAAAUAUGAUGACGAGAUUCUAGUAAAGUGGUGGAACAGAAAACCUUGCGUCGACCGCUGGGGUUGGUCUACUAAGUGGCGACACAUGCUGCGAAAUCAUGGAAAUGAUGGCCUAUCAAUCUUGCGGAGGACGCGUAGACUUGGUGGUGAGAUGUUCAACGUCACGCGCAUGGAUGAAGAAGAGAAACAUGUAUGA